AAAAAAAAAAAAAAAAAAAAAAAGACAGGUCGACCCACCGCUUAAAUCGCAUUCAAGCUUCGACUUAAACAGAUUACAGCAGUGGUUGUAAGAGGACGGAGUCGGAGCCAGCGCUGGGAGCCAUUAACACUUCUCCUUGCCUCUCCGAGCGACACACAGAAGCGUGCAGCGGGUUAUUCGCGGUACACAGCAGACUGACUGAAGCUCAUUGCAGAAGCAGCGCAGAGCUAACGGGAUCCACACCAACUAACCUCUGCAGUCUGCGGACGGAAGCACGGCAGACACUGGAGUUGUUUAUUGUGGAGGUGAAGCAUCAUGACUGAGCCUGACAGAUGACCAUCCUCAGCUGAGGUCCUUCCUUCCUGCGUGAACAUCCACACCAUCUGCUGAGGCUUCACCCAGUCUCGAGGCUGAGGUGUGUAUGUGCAUCUUUACCGCAGACUGUGAGUCAUACCCUCUUCUGUCCGAAGCGUCUUGGUAAAUAGCCGGCCUCACAAAGCCGAAGGAUCUCGGCUCGGCUGGUAAAUAAAGCCCUCUUCCCUCCACGCAGCGUGGGAGAAAGUGCCGCUGCAGUGCUGGUGUGGCAUCUCAGUGAGGCUGAUAGCUGGAGUGAAAGCAGCGUUGAGAGAUCAUUUUUCAGUGCGAGCCACUCACCUUUCAUUGCCAUGGCCCUGUAAGCCGGCUGUGAGGGCCGGGCUGCCGGUGGGAACGGACUCGGACUCUCACGUGGACGCAUUCUGCAGAGAGGCCCGGUGCACCCAUGCAGAGCAUCUCCCUCAUGAGGCUGGAGGCUCGUACAUGAGCGAGGAGUCAUGUGAUUGCUUGGAUGACCUUCCUAUGAGAUUAAGACACUUUGACAGACUUUUUUUCCUCCCCUUAAUGCCCAGUGGGUCUGUGCGAUGGGAGCGGAGUGAGGGCUGGUAUUGAUUCCUCUGCUUUAUGAGUUUUCUUCACUGUGAGAGUGUAUCUGAGAGGCAGAGGGAGCCAGCAUGGCCAAGCCUCUCCUGAGGAUACAGCGAUACUUCUGCAGGAAACCUGUCCGCUUCUUCUCCCUCAUCCUGCUGUACCUGACUGCAGGGAGCCUCGUCUUCCUGCACUCCGGCUUCGUCGGGGACAGCGGUCCCGGCGCCCGAGGGGGCCGUGACUCUGUCGUGGCUUCGGAGGCGGGCGGCCGGGCUUCGUCAUCGGACACUCGGGGGCUUGGCAUCAUGAGCAGGGUGUUCAAGGAGACGCGCAGAUCCGGUCGGAGGUUUGGACCUCGUUGGAUGAGGAAGAGCGGACAGGGGGACUACAAGAUGGCGGGAAGAGGGGGAGACUACACCAGCAGCUGGAAUCGAGCUCUGAAAGGACGCAAUGCCAAAGACGUAGACGAUGGAAGAGCAAAGUACAUUGGCUGCUACGUUGAUGACACUCAGAAAAGAGCCCUGAGAGGAGUGUCUUUUUUUGACUACAAAAAAAUGACUGUAUUUCGUUGCCAGGACAACUGUGCUGAAAGAGGGUACAUGUAUGCAGGUCUGGAGUUUGGAGCAGAGUGCUUCUGCGGGCACAAGAUCCAGGCGCCCAACGCUUCAGAGAGCGAAUGCAACAUGGAGUGUAAGGGAGAGAAGAGCAACACGUGUGGAGGAGCCAACAGACUCUCCAUCUACAGGCUGGAGCUGAGCCAGGAGUCGGCGCGCCGCUAUGGCAGUGCCAUUUUCAAGGGCUGUUUUCACCGGCCAGACAAUGUCACAGCAGCUCUUCCCUUCAGCGCUGUCAUCCAAAACAUGUCUGUGGACAAGUGUGUGGACAUGUGCACAGAGAGGGAGAAAUCGCUGGCAGCUCUGGCUGGAGAGCGAUGUUACUGCGGCUUCCCGACUCCUCUCUUCUCCCUUCAUGAGCUGGAGGACGAGGACAUGUGUCUCUACCGGUGCCCCGGAGAGGAGUUUGAGAGCUGUGGAAAUGACAACUUCUUUGUGGUGUACCAGACACAGGUUCAAGAUAAUCGCUGCAUGGACCGACACUUCCUUUCUGCUCGCACUAAGCAGCUGGUGGCGCUCGCCAGUUUCCCAGGCGCCGGCAACACCUGGGCUCGCCACCUCAUAGAGCUCGCCACCGGCUUCUACACGGGCAGCUAUUACUUUGACGGUUCCCUUUAUAACAAAGGCUUUAAAGGGGAACGUGACCACUGGCGGAGCGGGAGGACGAUCUGCAUCAAGACACACGAGAGCGGCAAGAAGGAGAUCGAAACCUUUGAUUCGAGCAUCCUCAUGAUCCGAAACCCCUACAAAGCCUUGAUGGCAGAAUUUAACCGCAAAUAUGGUGGGCAUGUUGGGUUUGCCUCGCAGGCCCACUGGAAGGGAAAAGAGUGGCCUGAGUUUGUGAAGAACUACGCCCCUUGGUGGGCUUCUCACACCUUGGACUGGCUGACGUACGGGAAGAACGUCCACGUGGUUCACUUUGAGGAGCUGAAGAGGGACCUUUUCUCCCACCUCAAGGGGAUGGUCCAGUUCCUGGACUUGAAAGUCUCAGAGGACCGGCUGCUCUGCGUCGAGGGCCAGAAGGAUGGAAACUUCAAGCGAUCGGGACUGCGGAAGCUCGAGUACGACCCGUACACUCCGGACAUGCGAGCGAACAUUGACGAGCUGAUCAGGACCGUAGACGCUGCUCUGAAGAAAAGGAACAUGUCCGGAGUUCCUGCAGAAUAUAUGCCAAGAUGAUAAAUGUGAAUCGUUUUUAGUUUCUUUUCCCUCCUGUUAAGUGGACAUCAGACUCUGAAACACGUUUUUUUUUUUUUGUUUUGUUUUCCUCGGAUUGAAGGCUUAAAUAGAUUUUUUUUUUCCCAGACGUUUUUCUGGAUUAGGUAGUGAUGACACAUCUGCUUCUGUAUUUAUUGUUUCUGAUCCCCUGUUUUUGAUUUCCAGUUGAAUUGUUUUGCAAGAGUUAUUAAUUCAGACCUACUUCUUUUAUUUUCUGGGGAAUAUUUGUGUUUUCCUGUAUGAAAGCCACUUUAUUCCCUGCUCUAUGCACAUGUGCUCUGUAGGCAUGUGCACAUGCCUUACAGUGUUUCCCAACCCUGGUCCUCAAGGCACACUGUCCUACAUGUUUUAGAGGUUUCCCUGCUUUAAUGUGCCUGACUCAACUGAUUAACAGGCGUUUGCUGAACUGCAAUCAGUCAUCGAUUGAAAUCAGCUGGUCUGAAGCAAGGAAAUACCUAAAACAUGCAGGGUAGUGUGCCUGGAGGACCAGGGUUGGGAAACACUAACUUAAUACUAAAAAGGUACAAAAGCUGUGACCUCAGUGCAGCUUCUCUUCCCAGCUGUUUCCCUGGUGCUGAUGUGUUUCCAGCAACAUUUGGCACAAGUCAUAGAAAACAGUAUUGCAAAGAGUAUUAAAAAGCCUCAUUUGUACAAAACGAGUAUUAAAGGAAAGUCAACAUUUUCAGUUGCUCUUUCACUAAAAACUCAGACACCUAGUCUGAGAUAUUGUUUAGAGAAUGAUGACAAUAGUUCAUCUCAGUUUCAUCUUGAACUUAAGAACAUUUUAUUUGCUUUCAAAGUAGAUCUGGAGUUUCUUUUCAUUGAUUAAUGUCCUUCAUAUUUAUUUAUUUCUGGUGUACGCUGCACAAGCUGAAAACAUUGAUUUUUGUUGGGGGAUGGGGUUUCUGAACACUGGAUGCAAAAAAAUGAAAUCCAAAUAGCACUGGACUGUGCAACACCUGCCCCAAAGAUCACCUAAGUUAUCACAGUCACUCUGUAGGCUGGAGAUCAUCUUUACAUGCAAAUGUAGGGGUUUUGUUUUUUUUAGUUUUUUUUAAGGAAAGCUCUUAAAGCGGAUUUCCACUUUAUUAAAUUUUUUAAAAAGCAGUUCUAGAAAAUUAGUCAUUAGACAUCAGUAGAGGUACUCUGGAUUAUUUGCCAUAUGUAUACAAAUAAAUAUUAACAAGAAUCAAAUGAAGAACACUAGCUACUGACUAAUAGUCAAAAGACUUCACCUGACUUCCAUUUUCAGUAUAUGACUAUAUUUUUAUAGUACAGGAUGAUGACACUUCAGAAAUAUUUGUAUGACUAUGAACAAGUGGGAGAAGAUGUUUCUCUUUUCAUGCUUUAAAUUGUUUUUGGGUUUGGCUUUCAUUGACAAGCUGGCACUUUCAGAGCAGGUGUCAUGUCCGAAUGUAUUUUCUAUGAACUGAAUGUAAGGCAAGAACACAGAAUAAAGGAGUAAAUUAAAUAAACAGUGAAGAUGUGC
Molecule: messenger RNA, 4224 nt
Organism: Poecilia reticulata (guppy)
Lineage: Eukaryota; Metazoa; Chordata; Actinopteri; Cyprinodontiformes; Poeciliidae
Gene: wscd2
Product: WSC domain containing 2
Molecular function (GO): sulfotransferase activity
Source: RefSeq, a predicted model, not a curated record